CAGUAACACAACUUGAAAGGCGCAGGAACACCGAAAAGAUUCCAUUUCAGGCCCGUAAAUACGCCAUAAAGCGACGGGGGGGGGGGCGCUAAGGAGAGGGGCGAUGGCCGCCAUGAUCUACGGGAAGAUCUUCGUGGGAAUCUACGUGGAGAUCAAGCGGAGUGACGGACGCAUCCAUCAGGCGAUGGUGACGUCGCUGCACGAAGACAACGACAGCGUGACGGUGGAGUGGAUCGAGAACGGCGACACCAAAGGGAAGGAAGUGGACUUGGAGAGCAUCUUCGGCCUGAACCCAGACCUAGCCCCCGAGGAGGAGGUGCCAGCCAGUCCAGAGGCUCCUCCUCCUCCUUCCAGUGGGGCCAAGACCAGCAAAGUCCCCAAAACCCGACGAGUCACGGCCAUUCCCAAACCUGACAACAGCCAGCGGGAGAACCGAGCCGCGGCGGUGGGAACCACUCGGGCCCGUCCGAGCCAGCACAGCCAGGCCGCCGAGGCUCCUCCCCCCUCCAUCGCCGCCCAGCCCGCCGCCAACCAAUCGCUGCUCCAGCUGCAGAACGCACGCAAGAAGUCCAACUGCGUGAAGGAAGUGGAGAAGCUGCAGGAGAAGCGAGAGAAGCGGCGACUUCAGCAGCAGGAACUGAGGGAGAAGAAAGCUCAGGAAGUGGACGUCAACUUGCCAAACUACGAGAUCAUGUGCAUGAUCCGAGACUUCCGGGCCAGUCUGGACUACCGACCUUUGACCUCCAAUGACCUGAUCGAGGAACAUCGGAUAUGUGUGUGCGUGCGUGCGCGGCCCCUCAACAAAAAAGAGUUGACCGUCAAGGACUUGGACGUGAUCACCAUUCCCAGCAAGGACGUGGUGAUGGUCCACGAGCCCAAGCAGAAGGUGGACCUGACCCGCUACCUGGAGAACCAGACGUUCCGCUUCGACUACGCCUUCGACGAGAACUCCACCAACGAAAUGGUCUACAGGUUCACGGCUCAGCCGCUGGUGGAGACCAUCUUCGAGCGAGGAAUGGCGACCUGCUUUGCGUACGGGCAAACAGGAAGUGGGAAAACGCACACGAUGGGAGGGGACUUCUCCGGGAAGAACCAGGACUGCUCCAAAGGGAUCUACGCCUUGUCAGCCCGAGACGUCUUUGUCAUGCUUAAGAAACCGAUCUACAAGAAGCUGGACCUCCAGGUCUUUGCCACCUUUUUCGAGAUCUACAGCGGGAAGGUGUUCGACCUCCUGAACCGCAAAGCCAAGCUGCGGGUCCUGGAGGACGGCAAGCAGCAGGUGCAGGUGGUCGGGCUGCAGGAGCGCGACGUCAAAUGCACGGAGGACGUCCUCAAGCUCAUCGAAGUGGGGAACAGCUGCAGGACGUCCGGUCAGACCUCGGCCAACGCCCACUCGUCCCGCAGCCACGCCGUCUUCCAGAUUAUCCUGCGGCGCCGGGGCAAGAUGCACGGAAAGUUCUCGCUCAUCGACCUGGCGGGCAACGAGAGGGGCGCCGACACGUCCAGCGCCGACCGCCAGACCCGCCUGGAAGGGGCCGAGAUCAACAAGAGCCUGCUGGCCCUCAAGGAGUGCAUCCGAGCUCUGGGUCGGAACAAACCGCACACUCCCUUCCGAGCCAGCAAGCUGACCCAAGUGCUUCGGGACUCCUUCAUCGGGGAGAACUCUCGGACGUGCAUGAUUGCCACCAUCUCUCCCGGCAUGGCGUCCUGCGAAAACACCUUGAACACGCUCCGAUACGCCAACAGGGUGAAGGAGUUUGGGAUCAGUCCUUCAGACAUUCCCUUCUCGCACAGCGGUGGACGUGCGGAGCUCUCUCCGACUUACGACGUCAAGGAGCUGUCGGUGGAGCCGGCGGCCGUGGUGGACGUUCAUCUGGAAGGACACGCCAACCAGCUGGAGGUCCUGGAGGCCCAAUGGGGCGUGGGGAGUUCUCCGCAGAGAGACGACCUGAAGCUGCUCUGCGAGCAGAACGAAGAGGAGGUUUCCCCGCAGCUCUUCACCUUCCAUGAAGCCGUCUCGCAGCUGGUGGAGAUGGAGGAGCAGGUUCUGGAGGACCACAGGGCCGUCUUCCAGGAGUCCAUUCGCUGCCUGGAGGACGAGAAGGUCCUGCUGGAAAUGACGGAGGAGGUGGACUACGACGUGGAGUCCUACGCCACGCAGCUGGAACAGAUUCUGGACCAGAAGAUCGACAUCCUGACCGAACUGAGAGACAAGGUCAAGUCCUUCCGCUGCACGCUGCAGGAGGAGGAGCAAGCGAGCAAACAAAUCACCCCCAAGAGGCCUCGUGCACUUUAGACACACCAAAGACCCAAAGGAAGGCCACGACCUCGCCCAGAUUUAAGAGCUCCAGUCCUCUGUGCGUGGUGUCGUCAACACCUCAUUGCUGGGCAUCGUCCUCCGUGUUUGACUUAUUCUUUGUUUUUCCCCACUAACCGGAGUACUGGAUUUGUACGUUAAAACUGCGUUGAACAUAUCGGUGGAAAACAUGAGCUGCCAACAAGGAAAAGGGGGAAAGCAAAUACAGUGGGACCUCGAUUUACCAACUCGAUUGGUUCUGGAACAGGGUUUGUAAAUGGAAAAGUUUGUAUAGUGAAGCAGAGUUCUCCAAAAGAAACGAUGUAAAUAUGAUUAAUGGGUUCCAAAAGUCCAUAUUUUAGUGACGGUUUGUACACUUUGAACUAGGGUUGUACGGUAUACCGGUACUAGUAUAGUACCGCGAUACUAAUUAAUCAUAUUCAGUACUAUACUGCCUCUUAAAAAUACCGGUACUCCCCCCAUCCUUUUUUUUUAACGGGCAUGACAGCGCGUCGUCGACACGUGGCGACAUUGCUGGUUUUACGAGCAGAGGAGCAUGUUUGGCAGCGCACACACACACAGAGUACUUACAAGCAGACACAGUGUGUAGACAGAAAAGGGAGAAUGGACGCAUUCUGGUGUAAAAAGUCAAGAUAAAGGUGAAGUUAUAACACUGAAACACCCUCAGGAAGACAUGCGGCUAACAUCCAUCCUCAGUGUUUUAGCUACUUCGAAAUCACUAAUCCUGGCCUCCAUGGCGACAAAUAAAGAAAGUUUCUUACAAGUAGCAUUAUCACUGGAGGACGAGGAAUAGCUCUAAACAUGCUUCACUACACACUGUAGGAGGAUACAAUAGCUCAUUAAUGUAAACAAUUGGAUCUACACCUGACAUCCACUGUAAUGAUACCAAGUACAAUAGUCGAUACUACUAUGAUUACAUUGGUAUUUUUUAGCGUCACAAAAUAUUUUUUCCUUUAUUUAAAAUUCAUAUUAUGUUUAUAAAGUCAGUAAAUACGUCCCCUGGACACAUGAGGACUCUGACUAUGACCAAUGUAUGAUCCUGUAACUACUUGGUAUCACAUCGAUACCGAAAUGUGUGGUAUCAUCCAAAACUAAUGUAAAGUAUCAAAGGAGAGAAGAAUAAGUGAUUAUUAAAUUUUAACAGAAGUGUUAAAACAGAAAAUAAGCAGAUAUUAACAGUAAAUGAACAAGUAGAUUAAUAAUAUUGUUUUACAGUUUGUUCCUCAUAAAGUGUACAAAAUAAUAGGUGUAUAAAUGACACAAUAUGUUACUGCAUACGACUAAUUAGGAGUCGUUGUUUGUUUACUUACUACUAAAAGACAAGUUGUCUAUUUUAUUUAAGGACUAAAUGACAAUAAUAAACAUAUGAUUUUUUUGUUAAAAUAAAGCUUAUAAUGCCAUUUUUUAUGGUUCCCUAUAUUUAGAAAAAUAUCAAAAUAUAUUUUGGUACCGGUACCAAAAUAUUGGGAUCGGGACAACCCUACUUUGGACAAAACAUAAAGUGCUUUACACGACUGAGUAUCAAACUAACAUAACAAAGGAGUAAUGAAUCCACUUUCUAUUUAUUAACAAACCUAAACAACAAGCUAAACUGUGCCCUUUGGUGCCUUCACAGACAAUCAGAAAUCACAAAAAUCCUUCAAUCUAACAAGAAUAUUGCUACAACAAUAAACAUUUAAAUGAGUAAUACCCACUUAAAUCAACAUCGGCAGAGGAGGAGCGGACAGAGGCGGAGAACAGGGGGCGGGGCCUUAAAAAGGUGCCGCUGAACAGCUCUUCUCGCCGCUGUGAAAUAAGUCUGCUUUGGCAUAUUUUUCCAGAAAAGUUCGGUCUCAUCACAAUUACUGUAUUUUUCAGACUAUAGAGCGCGCCAGCAUAUAAGCCGCACCCACUAAAUUUUAGAAGAAAAAAAAUAUGUUUAUAUACAGGUAA
Nerophis lumbriciformis (worm pipefish) is the source of this 4249-nucleotide messenger RNA. Its product is annotated as kinesin-like protein KIF2A. Gene Ontology annotation, molecular function: ATP binding; microtubule motor activity; microtubule binding. Gene Ontology annotation, biological process: microtubule-based movement; microtubule depolymerization. The record is from RefSeq and is a predicted model, not a curated record. NCBI's taxonomy places the organism in Eukaryota, Metazoa, Chordata, Actinopteri, Syngnathiformes, Syngnathidae. Gene Ontology annotation, cellular component: microtubule.